Molecule: messenger RNA, 3815 nt
Organism: Anopheles merus
Lineage: Eukaryota; Metazoa; Arthropoda; Insecta; Diptera; Culicidae
Product: serine/threonine-protein kinase meng-po-like
Exons: 6
Coding region: 1727-3508 (593 amino acids)
Biological process (GO): peptidyl-serine phosphorylation; peptidyl-threonine phosphorylation
Molecular function (GO): ATP binding; protein serine/threonine kinase activity
Source: RefSeq, a predicted model, not a curated record
CAUCAUAACUACAAACAAAAGGUUGAAGAAAAAAUCUAUUCGAUGUCUAAAAAUAAUAAAUUAAGAGAGCGGAAGAUUUUACGAGAGCAUUUAUGCACUCUUUCUGAGCGAAGACCCUCUCACUACAAAUACGUUCAUGAGCUUACUCAGUUAAAUUUAUCGUUUUCUCGCGAUCUGACGUGUUAGUUCUAUUCAAUUGCGGCAAUGUUCAACCUAAUUUUGUAGUCACUUAUCAUCAGUAAUUUUCCUAAACUUAAAUGAAAAUUUUGUGCAACUUAGUGAUCGGCAGAGAAUGCAAUUAAACCGCUAAUAACAACAUGUAAUGUCUCGUCCUAGUCUAAGAUAAGACAUUUUUCACAAAAAGAACUUCUUAUUCUGCACACGACAAUUAUACGAGGCUGUACUAGAUUAAGGGCCUGACGAAGUAAAAUUUGUGCUUGGAUAUCAGUAGUGUACUCAUACCCAUGUUAUUUGAUUGUAUGCCUCAAUGACUGCAUGCUUUCUCUUACCCGUUCAUUUAUUUCAUUAAACUUUCACACAAUUUGGUCUGAAUUUAACAAUUUGGCUCUUCACGUGAAACUCUACGAACAUGUUUGUAUAAUUUGGCUCUUUCGGACGCAAAGUUUGCUGACCGCUGGUAUAAGUGAAUCAGUCUUAAAAUCAUAACUUUAUGAGUAAAAUUUGGAAAAGCAGACAACAAAUUCUUCCGCUCAGUUUUAUCUACAUUAGUGUAUAUGUUAUCCAAUACAUCAAAUGUUAUUGUGAUUUAUUGAAAGAAAAACAUAAUACGUUACGAGUAUCAAAUAAAAUCAGUGAUUUGUAUUCAAUGAAUUUACCUUUAGCCAUACAGUAAUAAGUAUGAUUAAAUAUAAUAAUCAGUGUUGUGAUAAUCGUUGUUUGAUGCAACAUACAUUUUUAAUAUCAAAUAAUAAACAGAUACUUAGAUAAUGUUUAUUUAGUAAUCAAUCAAAAUCAAUCAAUCAAAAGUGAUUGUGAAACUAUUUGUUUAUUUAAUUUAGUUUAGUAUAUUGUUUAUAAUCUAUGGACUACAAAGGCCUCUCGAGUCAAAUAGUGUUCACAAUAUACAAUAAAUAACGAACAGAACAUUAAUAUAUUAGACGCAACACUUAAACGUGAAAUCAGCUCUGCCAUCGUCAUUCCAGCCUCGUAGAGAUUGUCAACUGAAUUUAUUGAUAUAAUACAGCGGUUUUAAACCGAUGGGGAUAUCUCUCCAAAGAGGGAAUUUUUGUUUUACUGAAAUGGAAGGGAUGGAGAAUGGUGUAUCGUAGUUUCUGUUUGCCAUAAUUGAAUACAGUAAGUUCGAAAAGGAUUCGUCUUCGAUCUUUUUCGAUGAAUACCAAUUACGCCCAUAAAUCAGCUUUUUCUGUAAAUUAUUUAUCUAGACCAGGGAUCAGCAAACUUUGUGACUGAAAGAGCCAAAUUCUACAAAAUUGUUCGUAGAGUUCCAUAUGAAGAGCAAAAUAAAUAAGCCAAGAAUAAAAAAUGUGUGAAAUGUCUAUGAAAUAAAUAAACGACUAAGAGCCACCAACUCAACGCAAAGGAGGUUCGCUGAUCUAGAGGAAUACUUUUUAAAAUCAAUUUCACAACAUAUAAAAUUUUGACAAUGAAGUAAAAUCCACUGAUAUUGCGGAAGAAUUCAAACUAUGGUAGCAAAUGCUUUACCUUCAUUUUCGUGUCUAAAAACUAAACAUCAAACGCGAAUAAAAUGGCUUCAUCCAAGAAAUCUGCAGGAAGCAUCCACAAAAUUCGCGAGUUUGAGCUUGACAAAGUGGUUUUGUCUGACGAAUUCGACGUCUUACAAAUCGUUGGCGAAGGUUGGUUUGGAAAAAUAUUACUCGUGGAGCAUCGUGCAACUGACACCGAGAUGGUCCUGAAACUUCUACCAAAACCGUUCGUUUCACUUACCGAUUUUUACAAGGAAUUUCACUUCAGCCUUAUGCUGGGGCAACAUAAAAAUAUUGUCACCACUUAUGAUGUAGCUUUCGAAACGGCUGGAUUUUUCGUAUUCACCCAAGAGUACGCCCCAUUAGGAGAUCUGACAUCUAAUGUCUCCGACAAUGGCAUUGGUGAGCUACAUACAAAGCGUGUUGCAAGACAACUUGCUUCGGCGGUCGAUUAUAUUCAUCAAAAAGAUCUAAUUCACAGAGAUAUUAAACUAGACAAUGUGUUAGUGUUUCGCUCAGACUUUGCACGUAUUAAACUAUGUGAUUUUGGCGAAUCUAGAAAGCUAGGUGAGGAGGUUCUGAGACGUAAUGAAUGGCUUCCAUAUAGUCCUCCAGAAGUUUUGCUGGUAAAAACGGAUGAUAAAUACAAGUCUUUCACGAACAGGACUGAUACAGCUCAUGAUGUGUGGCAGUUUGGCAUAGUUUGUUUUGUAUGUCUAACGGGGUGUUUGCCUUGGCAAAAAGCAUCCACAGACGAUCCUCGAUAUAAUCGCUACCAACAAUGGCAUCAAGCAACACUCACCUUUCCGAUGAAACGAUGUCCAAAACUGUUCAAGCUGCUCUCUGCAAGAGCAUGUAAACUGUUUAAGAAGUUUUUGGAUCCUCGUUCGGAUAGACGUUUAAAGACUCUAAGCGAUUUGCAAAAAUUUAUCGAUGAUCGAUGGCUAGCAAAAUCUGCUGAAAAGGAAAUGGCUGAAAAUGAGCCCGAUGAAUUGUGCCCUUCGAUGUAUUCUUUCCACAGUAGCGUCGAGGAAAAAAAUAAGCUACUAGGAACUCUGGCAAAAUGUGGCAUCGAGACAACAGUUGAUCGUGCUGCUAAGAAAAACCGUAUAAGAGAUUGGAUUCAAUCGUCUGUCAUCGUAGAGGAAGAGGAAGAAGAUGAUUCAGGAUGCGCCACUCCUUCAUCCACCGUUUCUAGAACUGCUGUUCCUGGACACGUUUCAUCGGUGGCCGCUAUGGAACGAACGGAGAAAAAAAUUAACACAACAGUAAAGGAGGCAUCACAAAAACACAUCGAUCCACGUACCGGCACCGUUCAAGUCGGUCCAAGUGAGAUGGGAUCUAUUAAUGCUCAUAAAAAUAACAAUAACCGGUCUCCACCAAACAUUAAUGGACACACGAUAUUGUCAAAUUCUAGCAAACCUAAUCUCCUCUCAGCUACACAUGGCCUCGUAAAGGUGGCAUUUAGUUCGGUUGGAUCAGUUCCGUUACCGCAAAACAAUCGUAGCGAUUUAGUCAAUAAAAAGAGUAAUAUGGAGGACAGUGGCUACGGUAGUAUAAACGGUACCCAUAAGAAUCGAUCAUAUUCCAAUAAAAUUUCAAAAUCGCCGACAUUACCUAAACGAUCUACUUUCAUACGAUCUGAAAAUAAUCCUUCGGAAGAUAUGGAAUCAUCAGAAGAACACGACAGUCAAAGCUUAGAGUUCGACGAACUUGAAACAGAUCGCGGAUCGGAUGGUUUUGUUAAUGCAUUGCAUGAAAAACGAAAGUCAGAGAAAAAACAAGAGAGUACCUAUGAUAAGCUCUUCUUUCGAAGAAAAUAGUUGCAACUCGUCUCUACAUUUUCUUUGAGCAUAAAUAUUUGCAAGAACGAAAAAUAGCUCACAUCACUGAGUAAAAGCCGAUAAAAGAAUAGAGACAAAAAAACAAAACAUAAUAAGAAAAAAAAAGAUUAUGUUCUAGAAAGAGGAAAUAAGUGGAGAAAAAUAGAGAGAGAGUGUGUGUGUUUGAGAGAGAGAUAAAGAGAAAGAGCGCGCGAGAGAGAGAGAGACAUAGGGAAAGAGGAAAAGUAAUGACAAAUAUAAUAAACCAAGCACAAGUUUUAAGUCAUUAAUGGGUUACACAGCAACA